This is a messenger RNA of Oenanthe melanoleuca, 2157 nucleotides long. It is a transcript of the gene TOP1MT, whose product is annotated as DNA topoisomerase I mitochondrial. Gene Ontology annotation, biological process: DNA topological change; DNA replication. Gene Ontology annotation, molecular function: DNA binding; DNA topoisomerase type I (single strand cut, ATP-independent) activity. The record is from RefSeq and is a predicted model, not a curated record. Gene Ontology annotation, cellular component: mitochondrial nucleoid; chromosome. NCBI's taxonomy places the organism in Eukaryota, Metazoa, Chordata, Aves, Passeriformes, Muscicapidae. The transcript has 13 exons. The coding region runs from base 1 to 2157 and encodes 718 amino acids.
AUGGAUGGCAUUGAGGAAGAGGAGGGAGAUGAGGGCAGGAAUUGGGAAGGGGGACAGGGAAGAGCCAAAAAAAGAAGAAACAGCAGCCAGGGAUGGGAUGAUGGGGAAAAAAAGCAGGAGAAAGGAAAAGCAAAGAAACACAGGAAGGGGAAAGUGAAGGGGGUGGAAGAGGUGGGGAAGAGGAAAAUAAAGAAGGAAAAAUUGCUGGAAGAGGAGCAAGAGAUGGAGAAAGGGGAGGAGAGGGUGGGAAAGGGAAGUGGAGAUGGAAAAGGAAUAAAAAAGGAGGAAGAGGUGGAUGAAAAAGAGGAGGAAGGAUUGGGGGAGACUGGGAGUGCAGGGAUGGUGAAGGAGGAGGAGGAUGAAGGGAAGGGAGAUGCUCCAGUGAAAGAGAAAAAGAAGAAAAAGCCAGAGGGGGACACAAAAGAAACUGAGAAAAAGAGUGAAGAGGAUGAAACCCCAGGGAAAACUGAGAAAAGGAAAUCCAAAGAGGGAGAAGAAAAGAAGGAAAAGAACAAUAAAAAGACCAAAAAACAGAAAGAAGAAGAAAAAGAGGCAGAAAAAAAAUGGAAAUGGUGGGAAGAGGAGAAGAAGGAGGAUGGAGUGAAAUGGAUGCAGCUGGAGCACAGGGGGCCCUACUUUGUGCCCCUCUACGAGCCCCUGCCCGAGGAUGUGCAGUUUUAUUAUGAUGGAAAACCCCUGAAGCUGAGCCUGGCCACGGAGGAAAUUGCCACAUUUUAUGCCAAAAUGUUGGAUCAUGAGUACACCACCAAGGAGAUCUUCCAGAACAACUUUUUCCAUGACUGGAGGAAGGAAAUGACCUCAGAGGAGCAGGAGAUAAUCAAGGAGCUGGACAAAUGUGACUUCAGGGAGAUCCACAAAUAUUUUGUGGACAAAAAUGAGGCUCGGAAAGCGCUUCCCAAGGAGGAGAAGCAGAAGCUGAAGGAGGAGGCAGAUAAGAUCCAGGAGGAAUAUGGAUACUGCAUCCUGGAUGGGCACAGGGAGAAGAUUGGCAACUUCAAAACUGAACCUCCAGGGCUCUUCCGUGGCCGUGGGGAGCACCCCAAGAUGGGGAUGCUGAAGAAGAGGGUCAUGCCAGAAGAUGUCAUCAUCAACUGCAGCAGGGAUUCCAAGAUUCCUGAGCCCCCAGAGGGUCACAAGUGGAAGGAGGUUCGCUUUGACAACACGGUCACCUGGCUGGCCUCGUGGACAGAGAACAUCCAGAACACCUUCAAGUACAUCAUGCUGAAUCCCAGCUCCAAGCUGAAGGGGGAGAAGGACUGGGAGAAAUACGAGGUUGCUCGGCGCCUGAAGGGUGUUGUCCACACAAUCCGGGCUCAGUACAGAAGAGACUGGAAAUCCAAGGAGAUCAAGGAGAGGCAGAGAGCAGUGGCCCUCUACUUCAUUGAUAAGCUGGCCCUGCGAGCUGGGAACGAGAAGGAGGAAGGGGAGACUGCAGACACGGUGGGCUGCUGCUCCCUGAGGGUGCAGCACAUCCAGCUGCACCCCCAGCUGGAUGGGCAGGAGCACGUGGUGGAGUUUGACUUCCUUGGGAAAGACUCCAUCCGUUACUACAACAGAGUGUCCGUGGAGAAGCAGGUGUUCAAGAACCUGCAGCUGUUCAUGAAGAACAAGGAGCCCACUGAUGACCUCUUUGACCAGCUCACUACAAACUUCCUGAACAAACACCUCCAGCACCUCAUGGAUGGUUUGACAGCCAAAGUCUUCAGGACCUACAAUGCUUCCAUCACCCUGCAGGAGCAGCUCAAGGCUCUCACCAACCCUGAAGACAGCGUUGCAGGAAAGCUCCUGUCCUACAACCGAGCCAACCGAGCCGUGGCCAUCCUGUGCAACCACCAGAGGUCUGUGCCAAAGACCUUUGCCAGGUCCAUGCAAGCCCUGCAGGAAAAGAUUGAUGCCAAGAAGAAACAGGUGGAGGAAGCUGAGGAAGAAGUGAAAAAAGCUGAGGAUGAGUGUAAAGGCACAGGAGAUGCCAAAGCAGAAGCCAACGUGGAGAAGAAGAAGAAGCUGCUGAAGAGGCUGGAGGAGCAAUUGGCCAAGUUGAAUGUCCAGGCCACAGACAAGGAAGAGAACAAGCAAAUAGCUCUGGGCACAUCCAAGCUGAAUUACCUGGACCCCAGGAUCAGUGUGGCUUGGUGA